AUGCCGCGUGCCAAGGGCCACAGGCGGACACUAGCCGCCAGGACGAAGUUGGCAGAGCGGCAGUCAUCGACCCCCAUGCCUCCUGUGCCCGAGUUCGUCCCUCGCCGCGGCACUGGGUUCCGCCACCGCGUGCGGAGGUGGCCGACUUCGGACCUGACUGGCCGUCAGGUGAAGUUUGUCCCUCCAGCUUUCGACCCGGAGAAGAAGACUGUCUUCGUCAUCGGCGACUCCCACCUGAGGGGCCUGGUGGAUGGGGACGUCGCCUUACCCAAGGUACCUCUCUCUUUUUCUUUUCUGUCUGUUCCAGGUGGAGGUGCAGCUGACUUGAGGAAAGAGGUGGGGCGCCUGGAGUUCCCGUGGACCCCGGAUGUCGUCUGCGUGCUGGCCCCGAGCAACGACCUGGACCGUGGCGAUGCGGCGGUGGAGUUCGGCGCGCUCCUGACCAGAGUCCGCAGCCGCUGGCCCAAGGUGUUUGUUCUGGACUUCCCCCCGCGUCUGAACAAACCCGUGGGCCUGCAGGAUCUGCUGCGUCAGGAGCACCACCGCGUCGCAGCACGCAUGGGUCUCCCAUUCGUGGCUGUGACCAGCAGCUUCCUGCUGGAUCGGUUGGAGCUGUGGUGUUAUGACGGCGUGCACCUCAGCGACACAGGUGGCUCGCCCAUCCUGGUGGAGCUGUUGUGCGACGCUGCACUCACCCUGUUCGCACCCGAUCCCCCUGCACCUCCUUCCCCUGAGCUGAAGGACUGCCUGGAUCCCCGGACGUGGCCCAGGGUUGGACAGGAGGGAGAGGUAAUGUGUUGCUGUGGGCCGCUGUCUGUAUUUUAG
Molecule: messenger RNA, 825 nt
Organism: Nerophis lumbriciformis (worm pipefish)
Lineage: Eukaryota; Metazoa; Chordata; Actinopteri; Syngnathiformes; Syngnathidae
Source: RefSeq, a predicted model, not a curated record